Cladocopium goreaui is the source of this 1080-nucleotide messenger RNA. Lineage: Eukaryota; Dinophyceae; Suessiales; Symbiodiniaceae. The record is from the annotation of a GenBank genome assembly.
GCAUUUCACCAGCAAAACAGACUCCUGCGGCGCUAUGCGACGCGGCAUGCAGCGGGGCAAUACCUAUGUGGAGGUCAGAGAGGUUGGCCAACAGGGACCUUUGGGAAAGCUGUGCGGCUCCCUCUGUAUCAGUUGUCUGGGUGUUGUGAUGUAUUGGGGCUCACUGGCGUUACUGGCCGUGAACGAACAGAGAACUGUGUGCACGCAACGGGCAUUGAUCAGUGCGGCCAACGUCUAUGAGGAAGUGAGCUGCGAUGGUCGUGCUGGUGGUGCCGACCUGCGGAAUUCAGCCAUCUUCUUUAGCUGUCCUUUUGCGGAGGAGUCCUUGGUGUCACGUGGGCCCAACGACUUCGGCGCGAAGGACUUUCUGGGCGAGGCCUUUCGAGUGAAGGCGGUUAAGGUGCGGCAAGAUGUACAGAUGCUGCAAUGUGUUGAAACCAAGACGACGGAGCAGAGGCAACUUGAGGGCGACCGGACCAUCCAGGUGGAUCGCUACAGUUACGACCUCCAGUGGCGUUCCGGCCCCGUGGAUGCCACGAGCUUUCGCGCGUGGUCGAGCAACGCGGCGCGCCAUGCGCUGCGGGAUGGAUGUGGCGCAGGCUUGCGCUCCAAUCCCAACUUCAAGCUGAGCUCUCAAACCUUGAUGGCGCCCUCCUUGAUCUCGGGCGUUUUCGAUCUCACGCGCUUUCUGUCGCAGCUGGAUGUCUCGGAAGCCAUCCCUCUGAAGGGCGGCAUGGGUGCGCCACGACGCACGGCAAAGGAUGGCCAGCCGUACACCUGGGAAGAGUUCGAGGACUACUACCAGGACUCGGCAUGGCGCGAGUGGCGUGCAGCAGCGGAAGCUGAACCCGAUGGAUUUCUUGAAGGCAAUGUGCUUCACACCUGCAAUUACGAGAAGUUGGGAUGUUUGCGCAUCAGCUACUUCAAGUCCUCUGCCACUCACGGCAGCUAUCUGGGCAGCCAGCGAUUGGGCAGAUCUCCUGUCAGAACGCUGCCUUGGAAAGCGCCUCCUUCCUGGAUGUGCAAAGCCACCGAUGUUGAUCUUUUUAGUGGGAAGGAGUAUCUUCAGAGCGCAGAGGA